Messenger RNA from Etheostoma cragini (Arkansas darter), 862 nucleotides. Its product is annotated as arginine vasopressin-induced protein 1-like. NCBI's taxonomy places the organism in Eukaryota, Metazoa, Chordata, Actinopteri, Perciformes, Percidae. The record is from RefSeq and is a predicted model, not a curated record. The transcript has 3 exons. The coding region runs from base 249 to 857 and encodes 202 amino acids.
AAACCCGACAGAAGGGACAAGAGGAUCUCUCCAUUCUCAUUGGUUGUUUGAAGACAUGGAUCUGUGGUCGGCGGUUGGCUCAAGGACAGAAAUUGGGUGCAAGUAAAGUUUGACAAACAUACUCUCGCCUGCUGUAUUUCAACCACUGUGGAAGCUUUCAUUGGAGAGGAAGAGCGAUGCAGAGGGAUAUGCUGUUUGGAGCAAAGUGCACCGAGUAAAUCAGUCAAUCUUCGGAGUAUAACUAGUUUAUGCCACCUUUUCCUGCGUUCCUCCGGAUGGAUCCCGGACCUGCCCCCCCUUCUUCAUCCAUGGCGGCGGGCCCUUCCUCGCUAUGGCGGCUGGCUGCGAGGAGGCGCAGGAAGGCUGGCUCCGCAAACAUUUUCAGUAACGUGAAUCUCUGGCAGCUCCAGAGACUGUUCAGGGCAGCGGGAGACCAGGAUGCGGAACAGAGGGCCCAGGUGGUUUGGGGUCACGGAGAUGAGGCUGAACUGGCUCAGGCUUUGAUAGGACUGAGGGCCCGAGGUCACAGGAGAGGUCUGAGGGCUAACGGCAGAGAGGCACUGGGCUCACACUGGCUACGAGCCUUCAAUCAUCUCAGAAUCGGGGAGAACUCUUCAAGCAGCCAGGGGAAGGAUGCCGAGGAGGAGAGUGAUCCUGAGGCCGGAGCACACAGCAGUCCAGAGCCAGACCGGCGUACCUCCGUAGGGACAUCAGGAAGAGGUCCAGGGGCCACAGUGGUUCUAACUGAGAGCCAGGGCCAUGCUGUGACGUCUGAGAGAGCAGUCAGAAGCAGCUCAGGAAUAAGGAGAGGAGGAGAGAACAACCCAGAGAGAUACCUCCACAGAAUACUCCACUGACUUGA